AUGGCAGUUUGAAUGCAGGCGAGGGCGGCUUGUCAUCACACAGUUCAGCUGCAAUUAAACACGCUACGAUGUAAGGAAGUAACAAGCCGCCAGUGUCGUCAACAUUCUGGAGGCGAGUUAGUAUUCUUCCUUAUUUCUCGCUGAACAUUUAUCGGAGUCUGCCACUUAUGCUGUUUACAGAAUCUUAAUUGUUUGACCUGUGCAGUAUAUGUCGGGUUACGGUGUCCGGUUCGGCAGUAAUGUAGGUGGACGGCUUUUAUUAGUUAGUUGAAGCGCUGGAAGUUUUGUCUGGAAAGCAUGGCAGGAUUUUUCCCAUGUUGGAAAUUACUCCGCUCUGGAGCACAACUAGGGUGUUUUGAACCAGAUCUUUAUCAUGCUCUACUGUGCAGUGUGACAUGCUGAUGCAUGUCUGUGUGUUUAAAGAAUGAAUGUCAUGAACAGCAAGGUGACAAGCUACCAGGAUGAAGCGGUCUGCACUUUGCAAAUUUACCCCAGAUUUGCCAUCAAACCUGGGCAAGGCUGCAUCCUCAGGGUCCCAAAAGAGGCAACAGCAACCACUGUCAUCAAGACCGCUGUCGCCACACUUGGCAUGGACACGUCCAAGCCUUACAUCCUUGUGGAGGUCCAGGAGUACGGUGGAGAGGAGUGGGUCCUUCAAGCCAGCGAUCAGCCUGUUCAAAGGGUCCUUCUCUGGCCUAGAAAGGCCCAAGACAAGCACCCUCAAAGUGAUGGAUACUUUUUCGCCCUUCAAGAGGGAAGCUAUGAUGGAUCCAUCCAGUAUGAUGUUAUGACAUCUGUCCGACAAGAAAAAGUAGCUCAGGGACUUGCAAAUCGAGGUUUUGUCACGCAACAGCCUCAGGAAUACGAUGAUUUAUGUAAUCUCCCCGAGCUGACGGAGGAGAGCAUCUUGGGAACCCUACGGCAUCGCUUCCACAAGCAGAAGAUCUACACAUUUGCGAGCAACAUUCUUAUCGCGGUCAACCCCUUCAAGUUUCUCCCCAUCUACAAUCCCAGAUAUGUCAAGAUGUAUGAGAACCACACGCUAGGCAAGCUAGAACCUCAUGUCUUUGCCAUUGCUGAUGCUGCCUUCCACACAAUGCUGAACAAACAGGUCAACCAGUGCAUCGUCAUCUCCGGUGAGAGUGGUUCUGGUAAGACGCAAAGCACCAACUUCCUUAUCCACUGCCUGACUGCCCUCAGCCAGAAGGGCUAUACUAGUGGAGUGGAACGAACCAUCCUGGGGGCAGGCCCUGUGCUUGAGGCCUUUGGAAAUGCUAAAACAGCAUACAACAACAACUCAAGCCGCUUUGGGAAGUUCAUUCAAGUGAAUUAUCUGGAGAGCGGCGUUGUGAGAGGGGCUGUUGUUGAGAAAUACUUACUGGAGAAAUGCCGCCUAGUGUCCAGAGGAAAAACUGAAAGGAAUUACCAUGUUUUUUACUACCUUUUGAUUGGAGCCUCAGAAGAGGAGAAAGAUGAGUUCAAGCUCCUGCGUCCUGAAGAAUACCACUACCUCAAAGAAGAAAUCCCAAUUUCGGAGGAUCAAGCAGAAAUGAAGCAUGAAUUCAGGAGACUUCAUCAGGCCAUGGAGAUGGUUGGUUUUCUGCCUCCAACCAAAAAGCAGAUAUUCUCUGUGCUCUCUGCCAUUCUAUACCUGGGAAAUGUGACGUAUGAGCCAAAAGUUGUUGCCGAGGGGCUUAAAGUUGGGCCAGAUCGUGUCCUUUCUGCUAUCUCUGACCUUCUUAAGGUUAAAGUGGAGCUGCUUGUGGAAGCACUGACUACUAGGAAAGCAAUGACUGCUAAUGACACGCUAAUCCUGCCUUAUAGCCUCAGUGAGGCCAUCACUGCCAGAGACUCUAUGGCCAAAUCUCUGUACAGUGCCCUGUUCGACUGGAUUGUCCUGCGAAUCAACCAUGCUCUACUUAACAAGAUAGAUUUGGAAGAGUCUGUCCCGUGCCUAUCCAUUGGUGUCCUGGACAUAUUUGGAUUUGAAGAUUUCAAGACGAACAGUUUCGAACAGUUCUGCAUUAAUUAUGCCAAUGAACAACUACAGUAUUACUGCAAUCAGUGCAUAUUUAAGCUUGAACAAGAAGAGUACAUGGCAGAGGGAAUCAUAUGGCACAAUAUUGACUACCCUGACAAUAUUGGCUGCAUCAGUCUCUUCAGCAAGAAACCCACCGGGCUGUUUUAUCUGCUGGAUGAGGAGAGCAAUUUUCCUCAAGCCACAGACAGCACUCUACUAGAGAAGUUUAAGCAGCAGCACCAGAACAACCCGUUCUUUGUGCAGACCCCAGUCCGGGUACCAGCUUUUGUUAUCCGGCAUUUUGCUGGCAAGGUCAAAUACCAGAUAAAGGACUUCAGAGAGAAGAACACAGACCACAUGAGGCCGGAUAUUGUUGCAUUGCUUCGUAGUAGUGAGUGCAGUUACCUGCGGCAGCUGAUCGGGGCUAAUCCAGUGGCUGUGUUCAGGUGGGGCAUCCUUAGGGCCACGAUACGCACCCUGGCUGUGUUUAACGAGGCUGGACGAAGCUGGGCGGAAAAACAUCCAGAUCAGGUCAGGCGCUACUCCAGGCACUCUCUUGGGGAAAUGAAGAGACCCAGCACUGUGGUAGAUAGGCUAAAGAGUCAGGGGGCUUUGAUUGACUUUUCUUUUGAUCGGUCUGAAGAGGGUCCACUCGAAGCCUUUGAGGACAUUUUUGCAACUUUUGAAAAUAAGAAGGAAUUGCAUGCCAAAGUCCUCCAAUCCCUUAAGCAGUUUGGUGGUGAAGUUCCUCAAAAGUUGCGUCUAUCCACAAUUUCUGUGAGGAAGUCUCGUCUCUUCUUUCAGAAGAACAGGCCAAACAGACACAAGCAGCUUAUUCCUAAGAAUCUCAUAGAUUCACACUCUCUGAAGUUUAUUAUGGGCCUGACGCAGCACAAUCGGGCGACCAGGUCGCUGCUCCGUCUACACACCAAGAAGAAACCUCCAAGCAUCAGUACUCAGUUCCAGGCAUCACUAAGCAAGCUGUUGGAAACCCUGAGGAAAGCAGAACCGUUCUUUGUCCGCUGUAUCAGAUCAAAUGGUGAUAAGAGGGAAAUGCACUUUGAUGAUGCUCUAGUCCUUCAGCAGCUGAGGUACACCAGCAUGCUACAGACGGUUCGGAUAAGGAUGUCUGGGUAUGGAGCCAAAUUCACCUUCAAGGAGUUUACAGAUCAGUUCAGAGUGCUGCUACCAAAGGAAAUAUCAACACCUCAACAGGACAUCACCAACCUGCUGACCAAGAUGGGAUUACCCAGCUCUAGUUUUCAGAUUGGCCGAACCAAGGUGUUCUUGAAAGAGUCAGAAAGACAAAUACUUCAAGAAGCCCUUCAUAAAGAAGUAAUGAGGAGCAUCAUCAUCCUGCAGAGAUGGUUCCGUGCCUGUUUGAUGAGGAAACAAUAUUUGCGCGAGAGGGAAGGAAUUAUAACCAUACAGCGAUCGUGGCGUUAUUUGCGGCAGACAUACCGAAGCAGAGCAGCUAUUGUGAUCCAGACUGCAUGGCGAAGGUCCAAGGAGAGAGCUGAAUAUCUGAAGAAGCGAGAAAAUCUCAAAGCACAAAUAUCUCAGACAGAGCUGGGCCAGUUGAACAAGACUGAGGAAAAGAAGCCAAGUCUGCCAAAGCCACAACCUCUACUGCCUGAUGAAUCCUGCACACCUGAACGAAAGAAGACAGAGGAGCUGAGCCCGCAGUCAAACACAGGGACCAAGCCUAAGGUCACAAUACAUCCGACUAGAAUCACAAAGCAACUCAGCAUCAAUGAGGAUCAACUCGUUCAAGAUGAUAAAGACUAUAUUGGCAAUAAAGAAAGACAACCAUCUCCUGCAGGCCUCCCUCGGCCUGUGUCUCUUCCACUGAACAUGAGCCAAAGUGGUUCUGAUAAAACUCAAAAUAAUGUACACCUACAAUGUCACAACAGGACAACCAGGUUGAAGGAGAAGCCUGAGAAAUGGAAGGAGAGGAGGAGGGAAGUAGCACAUAUGGAGAAUGUCAGUGCUGAGAUGCUACGACUUCAAAGCCUGAGAAAAUCGGGUUUACGGACCCAGUCCCUGGAUAAUGUGUCCAGAAUGAGUUCUUCAGAGUCGGACAGCUCAUCCUCAUCAUCCAAAAAUGAGAUCCAGUCACCUGUAGAAUCUGAGGGGUGCAUAAGUAUCACAAGAAGAACAAGUGAAGUAAUCGCACCGUCCAGCACACCAGAAAGGCGGGGAUUCCUAAAAUAUUUUAAAAGGCGCCUGACACCCCAGGAUGGGAAUGUAACUAUGGCGAAGACAUUGGCAGAAAAAGAGGAGCUAGCCAGUGGCUCUCACUCCUAUUCUCCACGUGUCAAGAACUCAGCCACUUUUCCUGGACCCCGUCGCAACCCCACCAUUAAAAUCAGCCGAGCUACUCGUGUCCAGGAGAAGUGGAAUGCUUCGCUGGACAGAGAGAUCACUGACAGUAAUGAACUUCACCAUUUGGAUGAGUUCUUGGGAAAUCAGAUGAACGAUCUAAGCACCCGCUCAAAGGUACUCUCAGAAACGGAGAAAAUCUUCUUUUUAGCCACCACGCAGUUCAGAGACACCAUCAAAAGCAUGUACUCCAUAUCAAAUCCCAAUAUCGGCUAUAAGGACCUGAUGUCAGGUUACCAGAAGAGGGUAGCCAGUCUCGCAGGGCUCAAGAAAGCAUCUGAGGUGCCGCUGGUGGUAAAUCUUUUUCAGUCAGUUCUGGAUGGAUUUAUCAGGGGGGAGCUCAAACGACUGGAGACAGAGCCUUGCAAGGUUAAGGAGAGGAAUAGAAGAAAAUCUAAAAGAGAUAAAUGUCCUGACGGCCCACUGGGUCACUUAUUUAGCACAUACCAGGUGACUAUAAUGCAAUCAUGUGACCAGUGCAGCUCAUACAUAUGGGGAAUGGAAAAGGCCUUCAUGUGCAGCUCUUGUAAAAUGGUGUGUCAUAAGAAGUGUCUGAGCAAGAUAACUGUAAAUUGCACGGGUCACUGUGACAGGAAGAAAGAGGGUGAGCAGACCCUCCACUUUGGUGUACCGCUCUGUGCCUUGGUCCGCACAGCUGACUCUGUACCCUUUGUCAUGGAGAAGAUGCUGGUACAUGUCGAAAUGAACGGACUGUACACAGAGGGCAUCUACCGCAAGUCUGGCUCAGCCUGCCGAGCCAAAGAGCUUCACCACAUUCUAGAGAAAGAUCCACAGGCUGUCAGUCUUGACAAUUACCCCAUCCACACAAUCACCGGCCUGGUCAAACUGUGGUUACGGGAGCUACCCGACCCACUUAUGACAUACAGCCUCUACAAUGACUUCCUGUAUGCUGCGGAUCUGCCAGAAGCAUCUGAGCGGUUGCGUGCUAUCUACCGAAAGUUGGAUGAACUACCUCCCUCAAACUUCUCUACUCUCGAAAGGCUUAUUUUUCAUCUUGUGAAAGUGGCAAAAGAGGAAGCUCACAAUCGAAUGUCAGCUAACGCUCUGGCUAUCCUGUUUGCACCCUGCAUUCUACGCUGCCCAGAUUCUUCUGACCCUCUUCUCAGUAUGAAAGAUAUAAACAAGACCACUCUUUGUGUGGAAAUUCUAAUUAAUGAGCAAACAAGGUGCUAUAAUCAGAAAAUGGAAGAAAUUCAGCAGUUGGAAAAUGCAGAAGCUAUGGCCAUUAAUCAGCUCAAGCUCAGAAGGCAGAGCACGAUAUUUGAGCGGCCAAAAUUACAUUCAGAUGUCGCCUCAGUGGACAAAGAAUUCGAAAAAAACCUGCUUGAGAGAAUCAAGUCCAUUAAGAAGGAAAAGAACGAAUUGGCCUUCAGACUACCUGAGUUUGAACAGGAUAGCUCUGACGCUGAGAACAUGGACUCAGAAUCAUUAGUCAGCUCUGAGAGUCUACUAGAAGACCAUUUUGUGAGUUUGAACUCGGAAGCAAACACUGGCUUUAACAGCUCCAAGCCAGAGAAACCUGCUAAACCUCCUGAUCCAACACGGGAUCCUAAAACAGGGAGCAAACCGCCUGCUGAAGAGUUGAGCCAAAACCGCUCUGCCUCACACCGAGAUGGAGUCCAGUCCAUGUGUGUCAUCCAGAGCCAAGACGUCCCAGAAUCCCUCGCCGCCUCCUUUUCUGCAGGCAAUCAGGGCAAGAGACGGUUUUCAGACCUUGACAUUCCUUUUAUAGAUGAGGAUGUUUGACAUUGUUACACCAAAAAAAAAACAUAUUCUAAAAUCUGUGCAAAUGUUUCUUUCCUGCAACGGUUCAAGCAACAGUCGGUAUCCCAUUUCUGACCAUAUCAACACUCACUUUGUUUUGAGGAAUAAAUCAAACGCUUGGU
Molecule: messenger RNA, 6309 nt
Organism: Sinocyclocheilus anshuiensis
Lineage: Eukaryota; Metazoa; Chordata; Actinopteri; Cypriniformes; Cyprinidae
Product: unconventional myosin-IXb-like
Exons: 41
Coding region: 425-6169 (1914 amino acids)
Biological process (GO): intracellular signal transduction; lamellipodium morphogenesis; actin filament-based movement
Cellular component (GO): lamellipodium; ruffle; myosin complex
Molecular function (GO): GTPase activator activity; ATP hydrolysis activity; ATP binding
Source: RefSeq, a predicted model, not a curated record